UUGAUUCAUAGUCCACCACCAACACGAGUAUCCCUUCUUCUCCUUACGUACGAGGAUGUCCGCCGCCACUCAGAUUCCCAUUCCCACCACCGCCCCCUCCCUCUUAGCCGACAAAACAUGUUCCAACACCUACCUUAAAAACCCCCUCUUCAAACCACUACUAACCAAAACCACCACCACAUCCGUCACUCUCACCCACCAAAGUUUUUCAUCGGUUUCUGCUAAAAACCCGAUCUCCGAAUCAUACCCAGAUGAAUACGAUGACAAGCCCCGUGAAGAGUGCGGCGUGGUGGGUAUCUACAACGACCCGGAGGCCUCACGUAUCUGCUACCUAGCUCUCCACGCACUCCAACACCGCGGUCAAGAAGGCGCCGGAAUCGUCACCGCCACACCAGACGGCGUCCUCAAAUCCGUCACCGGCAUGGGCCUCGUCUCCGAAGUCUUUAACCAAUCAAAACUGGAUGAACUAACCGGCAACAACGCCAUCGGCCACGUCAGAUACUCCACUGCCGGACAGUCCAUGCUCAAGAACGUGCAACCCUUCGUUGCCGGCUACCGCUUCGGCCGUGUCGCCGUCGCCCAUAAUGGCAAUUUGGUAAACUAUCAAACCCUAAGGGCAGAAUUUGAAAAAAAUGGAUCUAUUUUUGCUACUAGUUCGGAUACUGAAGUAGUCUUACAUUUAAUUGCUGUAUCUCAAGAAAGGCCGUUUCUUAUAAGAGUUAUUGAAGCUUGUAAGAAGCUUAAAGGGGCUUAUUCGUUGGUGUUUUUAACCGAAGAUAAGUUAGUUGCUGUUAGGGAUCCUUUUGGGUUUAGGCCGUUAGUUAUGGGUAGACGAAGCAAUGGCGCCAUAGUGUUCGCGUCGGAGACGUGCGCGCUCGAUCUAGUCGAGGCGACUUACGAGCGAGAAGUGGAACCUGGCGAGCUUUUGAUCGUAGACAAAGAUGGUGUUCAAUCUACGUGUUUGGUACCACACCCGGAGCCGAAAUCGUGUGUUUUCGAGCACAUUUACUUUUCGUUGCCGAAUUCGGUUGUUUUUGGGAAGUCGGUGUACGAGUCGAGGCGGAAGUUUGGGGAAAUUUUGGCUACCGAGUCUCCGGUGGAUUGCGAUGUGGUGAUCGCCGUCCCGGAUUCUGGGGUGGUCGCAGCAAUCGGGUAUGCAAAUAAGGCGGGUGUACCGUUUCAACAGGGUUUGAUUCGGUCGCAUUAUGUCGGGAGGACGUUUAUCGAGCCCUCGCAGCAGAUUCGGGAUUUUGGGGUUAAGUUAAAGUUGUCGCCGGUUCGGGCCGUUUUGGAGGGAAAACGGGUCGUGGUGGUUGACGAUUCGAUUGUCCGAGGAACAACGAGUUCCAAGAUAGUUCGGUUGUUGAAAGAAGCCGGAGCGAAAGAGGUGCAUAUGAGGAUCGCAAGCCCGCCUAUCAUCGCUUCUUGUUACUAUGGGGUUGAUACGCCGAGCCCAGAAGAGUUGAUAUCGAAUAGGAUGAGUGUUGAGGAGAUUCGGGAAUUCAUUGGGUGUGAUUCGCUUGCGUUUUUGAAGAUCGAUAGCUUAAAGAAGAUGUUGGCGGGCGAUUCGCCUAACUUUUGCUACGCAUGUUUCUCAGGGAACUACCCCGAGUUGGAUCGUUAAGCGAGUUUUCGAUUUGAUUGAUGGGGGUAGGCUUUAAGAUCAAAAGAACAAAAAGAGAAGGAUUUGAGUGUGAAUUAUGAAGAACAAGAUGGUGAAGUGCCAGUUUUGCCGGAAAGAUUGACCUUUUUUUUGUUGGGUAAGAACUUUGAAUUUUCUUAAACUAACUUAUUUUUUUUAUGUUUUCUUAAUAUGGAUUUGGAGUCUUUUUGUUUUUUUGUUUUUAAUUUUUUUCUCAUGUUUGUUGUAUAUUUUUAAGUAGCUACCAAUGAGUUUACCCUGACCAACUUACCAAUGGAACCAAACAAACUCUAGAAACAAAGCAUAUAGGAGGUCCCUAUGGACAGAUGGAGGAUUUUGGUGGCUAACCUGCAGUCGUUUGUCCCAUCAGCAAUGUAUUCAUCCUUACCUUUCCAUGUACGUAACCACUGAGCGUUGUUGCCAACUUCUUGUAUGUCAAAAGAGGUUACUUUAUAUACUAAGAACUCCAUUGAAUAAAUUAACCUAGCACAUCACAGUAAAUUAACUUACCUUGUCCACUAGUAAGACCAACGCUGGCUCAGAGAAAACAUACUCCAUUGGCCGGGCCAAUGACGGUCCAAAGUCCAGACAGUAACUAUUCUACCAUCUGGGCCAGGGACAAAGCUUGAUUUAGAUAGAAAACAAAAAGGCAUUGAGAUAUACAUUAAGAAACAUCUGUGCACUAUCCGAAAGAAGACACGUAUUUGAAUCUGUACUUGCUUUGCUACACUACAUUCCUUAAUUUGCUAGUAUUUACUCACUCUUAAAUUGUUCCUUAUGUUCUCAUAUUACUUUAUCCAUUACGUGAGGAAUUUAAGCAAUGUAAGAUCAAUACAUAGAUGUGUUUGAUAAAAAAUAGACUACUCAAUUUAAAUGGAGGUGACUACUCAAUUUAAAUCCAUUUAAAUUGUGGAAAAAGUAACUUUCAUGGAGAUGCGGGUAUCCAGAGGCGAAGUCUAGAAGGGGCGGGAGGGGGGCGCCCGACCCCCCGAACUUUUCGCUCAGUAGUGUUAUAUAUGUAGUUUUCGUAUAGAAAUUUUUGGGUAUAUACGUUUUCGACCCCCCGGUUCUAUAGAAUUUUUUUGGUAUAUACGUUUUCGACCCCCCGUCAUUCGGGUCAAGCUUCGCCACUGGGGGUAUCGAUUCCCCGUACCUCUCGCAUGCUAAGCGAGCGCUCUACCAUCUGAGCUACAUCCCCUUUUGUUAUAUUAUAUCAAACAAACACAUUUCAACUCUUAUGAGUCUUCAAAGAUCGUUUCCUGGUUAUGGAUAAGAAGACGUGGAACAAUACGGAGGAACUGUGAGAGUGAAAGCGUUCGGAUAACGAAAAUGCUUCCAACAGCCUCACCGGACCUUUAACACCAUCAGAGCUUCCGCACUCAACCGUUGGGACUUCAUUGCCGACACCGCCGCAGCCGCGCUUUCACUUACCGGAUUGGACAGUGGAACCUCUAUUGCUAAAGCUGAUGAUGUGCUGAUGUUUUAAGUUCUCCCAAAAAGUUAUGGAAGCUUUUCCAUCAGCCAAGCCUCCACUUGGUGUUUUCUUUGCAUCUGUUGCCCCACGUUUACAGCCCAGAUAUUACUCUAUUUCUUCCUCCCCAAGGAUGGCACCGAAUAGGAUUCAUGUUACUUGUGCAUUAGUUUAUGAGAAAACACCAGCAGGUCGUAUCCACAAAGGAGUAUGUUCAACCUGGAUGAAGAACGCGGUACCUAUGACAGAAAGUCAGGAUUGCAGUUGGGCCCCGAUAUAUGACAGAACGUUUUUUUUUUUACUACUAGACACACAGAGUCGUUGACCUGUGAUUUUUUCGCCGCAACGCGCGGUGGUGGUAUCAUACUAGUUGUAUUAUUGUAACACUACAAAGUACUUUUUUUAAUCAUCAUCUGUGAUUGGGUCAGUUUGAA
Helianthus annuus (common sunflower) is the source of this 3547-nucleotide messenger RNA. RefSeq names its product amidophosphoribosyltransferase, chloroplastic. Gene Ontology annotation, molecular function: amidophosphoribosyltransferase activity. The transcript has 5 exons. The coding region runs from base 56 to 1624 and encodes 522 amino acids. Lineage: Eukaryota; Viridiplantae; Streptophyta; Magnoliopsida; Asterales; Asteraceae. The record is from RefSeq and is a predicted model, not a curated record. Gene Ontology annotation, cellular component: cytoplasm. Gene Ontology annotation, biological process: purine nucleobase biosynthetic process; purine nucleotide biosynthetic process.